Molecule: messenger RNA, 4456 nt
Organism: Epinephelus moara (kelp grouper)
Lineage: Eukaryota; Metazoa; Chordata; Actinopteri; Perciformes; Serranidae
Product: protein IWS1 homolog
Exons: 15
Coding region: 174-2411 (745 amino acids)
Biological process (GO): poly(A)+ mRNA export from nucleus
Cellular component (GO): nucleus
Source: RefSeq, a predicted model, not a curated record
UGACACCAUUUUGGAUCUCCGGGCUACAGUAGCUCGCUAACUAGCUGUUAGCUUUCGACAACGCAUCGUUACUUUGAUCGGGUUUAUUUUUCCCGCUCUGAUAUCAGACGUUGACGUUACCGGAGAGCUUUCCGGUGUUCGGAUCUGAACCUGAGUCUUUCUUCGUCUGUGAAAUGGACGGAGAGGAGGACGACUUCAUGUCCGCGAGCCACUCCGAUGAUGGAGGCGGCACGCCAGUUCAGGACGAACACCCGGCAUCAGAUGGUGAGGAGGCGAGGAGCGACGGACAUCAGUCUGAGGACGACGGCAGCAAUGAUGAAGACGCCCCCCACGCCAUGAAGACCAGCGGGGUGGCCAGCGGCUCCGACAAUGAGUUACACCGAGGAGCCGACAGCGACUCAGAGGGCGAGGCCCCCAGCCGCCGUCAUGACGACAAAAGUGACUCCGACGGUGAGGCUGGCAGGGGCCGCCACAACGAUGACAAAAGCGACUCGGAAGGCGAGGCCCCCAGGGGCCGCCGUCGAGAUGAUGACAAAAGUGACUCUGAGAUGGAGGCUUCACGUCCCGCUGACAGCGAUGAUGAUGACGACUCGCCGGUCAAACGCAGGAUGAGUGGCUCAGACAACGAGGAGGAGUCGCCCGUCAAACACGGAGCUUCAGACAACGAGGAGGGGCGAAGGUCGCCUCCCGCCAAACGCAGGGGGAGCAGCUCGGACAUGGAGGAAGGAGAGAAGAGGCCCAAAGCGGCCGCAGACAGCGACUCGGAGAAUGAACAGGACAAACCUGCGGCGUCCCCCGCCCGCCGGUCCAAUGCAGACAGUGACUCUGACACAGAGACGCCUGCCAGACGUAAGGCGGCACAGAUAGACUCUGAUGAGGAGGAGGAGGAGAAACAGCAGGAGAAGGCGGAGGGAGGAGGAGGAGGGAAGUGGAAGGCUGUGAUGCAGUCUGACAGUGAGGACGAGGAGGAGGAGGGACAAACGAGGAAGGCUUCAGCAGGAAGUGAUGGGGAGCAGCAGCAGGAGGAGAGGGAGCAGAAAGAUGACAGUGAUGACGAGGAUGAGAAGCCAGUGAAGAGGAAGAAGGCCAUCCUGUCAGACAGUGAGGAUGAGGAUGAGGAGAAAGCAGACAAACCAGCAGUGAAGAGGAGUCGUGCAGUGUCAGAUGACGAGAACUCUGACAGCGACGGCGGCUCUGUUGGUCCUGAUAAGAGUCUGGCCGCCAAACUGAGAGAGCUCGGCUCGGACAGCGGGAGCGAGGACGACGAGAGGUCGAAGGCCACGGCCACGGGGAAGAAGGACGAGAAGGCGCUGUUUGGCAGCGACAGCGACUCUGGAGACGGCGAUGAAGAGGAGAAAAUGAUCGCAGACAUUUUUGGAGAGUCUGGAGAUGAAGAGGAAGAGGAGUUCACGGGUUUCAACCAGGAGGACCUGGAGGGGGAGAAGAAGGAGUCCAAGGAGAAGCAGCAGGAGGUGGAGGAGGAGUCUGACUCUGAUGAAGGAGUCGACCGCAGCGGCCAAGACACCUCCUUCAUGUCGGACUUUGACAUCAUGCUCGCUCGGAGGAAAGCCAUGAACAGCAGGAAGAGGCGGCACCGCGACGGAGGGACGUUCAUCAGCGACGCCGACGACGUGGUCAGCGCCAUGAUCUCCAAGAUGAACGAAGCAGCAGAGGAAGAUCGAACUCUGAACAGUCAGAAGAAACCAGCGCUGAAAAAACUCACUCUGCUGCCACAAGUCGUCAUGCACCUCAAGAAACAGGACUUGAAGGAGACGUUCAUCGACAGCGGUGUGAUGUCAGCCAUUAAAGAGUGGAUCAGUCCUCUUCCAGACAAAUCACUGCCUGCUCUCAGAAUCAGAGAGGAGCUACUCAGGAUCCUACAGGAACUGCCCAGCGUGAGUCAGGAGACUCUGAAGCACAGCGGGAUCGGACGCUCCGUCAUGUUCCUGUACAAACAUCCCAAAGAAUCUCGAGCCAACAAAGACCUCGCUCUCAAACUCAUCAAUGAGUGGUCGCGGCCCAUCUUCGGCUUGACGUCCAACUACAAGGGGAUGACGAGAGAGGAGCGUCAGCAGAGAGAUCUGGACCAGCAGAUGCCUCAGAGACAACGACUGAGCUCUGGUGGUCAGACGCCUCGAAGAGACCUGGAGAAACAGCUGACCGGGGAGGAGAAAGCUCUGAGACCAGGUGACCCUGGGUUCUGUGCCAGGGCUCGGGUGCCGAUGCCCUCCAACAAAGACUACGUGGUACGACCCAAAUGGAACGUAGAGAUGGAGUCCAACAGGGGUCCGAUGAAGAAGGGUAUGUCCCGUGUUGAUAAACAGAUGCGUAGAUUUGCCGACAUCCGCCGCCUGACGAAGCCGGGUCACGCUGUUAAAAUCAGCGUUGAAGGCAACCGGAUGCCUCUCUGAUUUUAACCUCCAUAGUUUUUUUGUUUGUUUUUUUUUUCUUUUUAAUGUGUUGCUUCCUGAACAAUCCCUCUGUUCUCCUGCCCUCCCUCCCUCCUCCUCCUCCUCAGGUCCAGCUCGCCUUACUGAAGGGCUGAGGUCAGAUCACUUUGACUUGAGUCAGAAUGUGAAUAUCUGCUGUAAACUCGUCUGGUCUUUGGUUAAAUCAUGUAAAAGCUUUCAAUCUAAUCCACAGAAUGAUAGAUAGCUGCUAUUAAUGUGAACUAGCAUUCAGCUAUGUUCAUUUUAUCUCCCACAUUUUAGCUUUAGCUCCAAAACAACUGGAUUUACAACAUUAACUAAUGUAAUUAGCGUACCUAAGUUAAAUGUAGCUUUCUCUCCAAGUCCAUAAUGUUAGCUAAUGCUAGCUUUACAUCUGUGUUAACUAAUAUAGCUAAUGGAAGUGUUCAGCUAUGUUAGCUAUAUUUAAAAAUGAUCAAAAUCUAUCUCUCUAGUCUCUGUUACAGUCAACCAGUGUUAGCAUUACGUUAGCUUUACCUCAAAGUUAAGUAAUGUCAGCAGACAGCCUUAUCUGCAAGUCCAUAAUACUAGCUAGUGUUAGCUUAAGCCAACUAAUAUAGCUAAUGCUAGCAGUCAGCUACAAAAGGUAUAUCUAAAAACUAGCAAAAUCUACAACAUUAGUUUAUGUUGUCACUUAGCUUCGUUAGCCUUAUGUUAAGCAAGCAGACUAGCAAGAGCCAUGACUCAUUCACCUCAGUCAACCAGUGUAAGCAUUACGUUAGCUUUACCCCAGAGUUAAGUUGGUUAGCAGUCAGCCUUACACUAAGUCCAUAAUACUCGCUAGUCUUAGCUUUAGUCAACAAAUAAAGCUAAUUUUAGCGGUCAGCUACAUAAGCCGUGUCUGACGACUAGCAAAAUCUCCAACAUUAGCUUAUACCGUUACUUAAAUAUUUUAGCCUUAUCUCAAAACUACCAAGGACCUUAGCAUUCACUUGUGUUAGCAUUCAAGCAAUGUAAGCAUUGUACUAGCUUUACCUCAACGUUAAGUCAUGUUAGCAGUUAGCUUUAUCUUUGAAUCUACAGCCAACUACUAUAGCUAAUGUUAACAGUAUGCUAUGUUAAUUUUCUCUCAUAACAUUAGCUUAUGUUAGCUGUUAGCUAUAUUAGCACUAGUUCUAAACCAGCUGGGUCCAUGAUGUUGGCUAAUGUCAGCUUGACACUAAUAAUACCAGUUAGUUACAUUAGCUUUAGCAUUAUGGACUUGAAGAUAAAGCUAGUUUUAUAAUAUUAGCUAAUGUUAUGUUAGCAGUUAUCUACAUUAGCUUUAGCUCCAAACCAACAGAGCCCUCAAUGAUGACUAAUGUUAGCACAAAAUGCCAGCAAAUGUGAGCUUUACAUCCAAGCUAACUAAUGCUAGCAGUCAGCUACAUUAGCUCUUUCUCAAAACUAGCAAAAUCUACAUUAGUUAAUAUUAUCAGUUAGCUGUGUUAGCCUUAACUCAAAAGCAGUGGGUACAUUGACGUAUGUUAGCAGUCAUGUUAGCAUAUGUCAGCACUUUAUUUGCUUUACCUACAAGCUAACUCAGUUAGCAGUCAGCUACAUUAGCUUAACUCUUAACCAGUCUCAUCUUUGACCCUGCUGGUUCAAAGUAAAACCUAACGUAGCUGAUCCAGAAAUCGUUUCGGUGACAUUUUGUGAGUAUUUUGUCCAAAGCACCGUCACAUUUUCCAAAAUUUCCAACAUUGGAUUUGAGAACAAAAUCUUCCCUCAUGCCCUUUUUUGUUUCUGAAUGUGAAGGUGUUUGUGUUUUGCUAGUAGGCUGGACAGACCUCUUCCUCCUCCUCUUCCUCCUCCUCAGUCUUUUUUGUCCUCUCUCUGCUCCCAUAGCGGCUGUACAGAAGUAUGUAAAGUGUCUGCAGGACUGAGUUCACACAGGUAACACAGUGGGCAUCAGAUCUCGAUGUGUGUUGACUGUGAAUCGGCCUGUGUGUGUGCACUGUGUUCUGAACAGGUGAUACUUUUCUUAAUAAAGCGACAACAGAAACUCA